This is a messenger RNA of Xiphophorus hellerii (green swordtail), 3515 nucleotides long. RefSeq lists its product as uncharacterized. Lineage: Eukaryota; Metazoa; Chordata; Actinopteri; Cyprinodontiformes; Poeciliidae. Bases 293 to 3184 code for a protein of 963 amino acids. The transcript is spliced from 9 exons. The record is from RefSeq and is a predicted model, not a curated record.
AGGAAACUGAUACUUUCAAACUAGACUGGUGUUUCAACGCUUGUGUUGUUUUUUUAUGGAUUUUGGCAUUCCGUCCGAAAUCACGGUGGUUUAAAGUUUAUGCUUUUGAACUAAAACUAAAGAUCUUUUAAAAUACCUCCUGAAACAUAAAAUAGACUUGUCUUCUCCAAGAGAGCCUGCUUUAAGAUUGUGAGAGAAAAUGUGCUUAAAGCCACUCUAGUAUAUUUUUUUUUCAGAAGAGGAAAGUCCUGUUUCAGUUUUCCUCAAAGCAAAACAAAGGAGUUACUCUCUCAUGGCUAAUACCACAACAACUCAAGCCUCAUACAUCACAGUGGAUGCACAGGCUGAUGAAUGCCUUGAAAAUGUUCCACCUAGAGAUCCUAAAGCUGUUGACUCUUCAAAGCUAGAAAAUGCUGAGAAUUUCACCUUACAGUUGGAGGAAGAUGAUGCGGAUGCUUUUGUCUCUUCCACUCCUGCUUCAAAGAAUAAAACCAGUGAUUUCCAGGCAAAGUCGUUGCUGUCAGGUGUCCAGUCUGCUCUAACCCCAGUCUUAAAAGAUCUAAAUAUCUGGAAUAAAGGCGCAUCUCCAGAGCUUUUUAAACUUCGAAACAGUCCUAAUCCUGCUGUUCCUUCUAAUUUUCAUGCUGCAAACUGUCAAAAAUCAACCGGAGAUUCAAGGACACAAAAGAAUGGCGAAGAUAUCUCUAUGAUCAAUGAUGAAUGCUUGCCAGAAGUUACUCUGUCCGAUCUUACCUCAGAUUCAAUGUUGUACCUGACAAUGAAUGAUUCAGUCUUCCCUGAAAGACAACAUGCAACUCCUCAGCUUUAUAGUAAAAAGACAAACACUUCAGAUCAUCAAAAUAGCUUUUGUGCAAAGGUGGAUGACUCUUUUCAGAGCGCUAUUUCAUUCAGAGGGAUUUGUAAUGAGUAUUUACAAGACAUUACUCUCCUUGAAGUUACUCGGGCCUCUCCAGUUGGACACAUGUCCUUCAUGGACAUGGAAGAUGACAGAGCUACUUCUGAUCAUAGUGAUCAAAUUAUGACAGAGAAAUCGGACACAAUCACGAUUGAGGAACUCUCCAGCAAGAGCGGAAAUUCUGUCCAGAGUUCAAGGCAAAACUCAAUUAAGGCAGCCUUGGAGGUAACUCAGGAUGUUACUUUGGAAAACAGCAAGUCUUCAUCUGAAUCCAGUGGACAAAAAGUGGAGAAAUCUCAAAAUCCAGUCGAUAGCACUCAAGUUAUUAAUGUUACUCGUGAUCUAUGCUCCUCUUGUGAUGCCUCUAACAGUGUCGACAUCUCUUCCUCUGGCACAGAAAGAUCAACCUAUGAGGUUUGUCCUGAACCCAGAGGAAACCCUGAUUGCAUAGAGGCUGAGAUGGUCACUAAGGAGUCGCAACAGAGCCCAGAAUCAGAGACCGGUGGACAAAAACUAGAGAUGUAUCAGAGUUCAGACACACUCUGUAUCCAAGCUAUUAAUAUUACUCAAGAAAAACCCCCCGGCUGUGACACGUCUGUACAGACUGCACGCUUGCCUGCUGACAUGGACAAAUCCUCCCCCGAGUUGGAAUCUGAACCCAAAGAAAAACUUGAAGAGCUGCCAACACACUGUGACACCGAGUCAACCAACAAGGAGUCACAACAAACCCUGAAACCAGACGUGUCUGCCAACGGUACAUUUGCAGUUGAGCAGCCCUCUAUACAGACCGUUUCCAUCGUCAAUAACGAGACUCUAGAUCUUCCACCAACCAACGUAAGCUAUGCAAAAGAUGUCAAGGAAAGCGGAGAUCAGCAAACUUCUGUCGACUCUAAAACUGAAGCUUCCUUUGUUGUGCAUCAGAGCAGCUCUGAUGCAAAGGAAACCACAUUCACCGUAGGGCAGAAUGCCACUGUAGACGGAGAUCCUCUUCAAAAAUCUAAACUCCAGAUCGGUUCCGCCAUAGAGAAAACUCCUGCUCCACUUGGUCAGCGGAACGGCACAUUUGAUUAUAAGCUUCCCUCACAACUAAAUGGCACGAAAACUUUGGCAGAAAUUAGCUCGAAUGACAGUCAUCAAAGCGCCUUGGGCAGCUCCUCCACUUCCAAAGCAAGAAAUGCAACAAUUACCCUUAAAGAUGGCUGUUCUGAAAACAACUCAUCAAAACUCCAAACAAAUGAAGCUGCAGAACCAGAAACCAAGAAGGACGGAAGCCCAAACAUGACAUUUGAAACUCCUCUACAGCCAGCCAAUGUGUCCAUAUAUCUUUCACAAUCAGGUCUUUCUGAUUUUGAUGAGAGUUUGGUUUUAAAACCUCAGUGCUUGGCGUCUUCUACACCAAUGGUGAGCAUUAAAAUGUGCACCUUAGAGACAAAGAGAGAGCCAGGCCACAUCCUAGCAGCGCAGAAAAACCUUUAUGGGAAAACACCUAUUGAACCGUCAAACACCAUCAAACCGUCAAACAUUAUUGGUGAUCGUAAAACAUUCUUCAAGCAGCCCACAGUUAAAAACCUUUAUCCUUCCUCCAAAAUUGCCUCUGAGUUGUUGAAACGUAAUCCACCAGCGGCGGCAACAGGCCUGCUGGUGAAACGACAGAGACCAGACGGGGAGGCUGCGAAAAGUUCUGCUGCUCCAAAGGAACAGGAGAAAAACUCAAAUUCGUACAACCUGCGAUCUUUAGCCUCCAAGCUGCCGCCCCCCUCUGGCUUGCAGAGACCUCAGGUGAGCGGCAUUCCCGUUGGCUUACCGAGGGCUACACUGAGUCUGAGAGCAGCUCCCUGCUCAAGCACAGAAAAACCAAGUGGACCUGCAGCCGCCAACUCUGUCACGAAGAUGGCACCAGGAAAGAGGCAUCCUUUGGCUAAAGGAGACGUUUUGCCUGUGUCAAAGAGGAAGAAAACGGAUGCCAGCACAACUGAAGCUCCCGUAUCCGUCAGCGCCGCCAGCGGGGUAAAGACGGGGAAACAGCCCACAGCCGGCCACAGAUCUGCCCUGGAUAAAUCCUCCAGAACUGAUGCUGCAGCUGCUAAAACUGCAGCAUCAUAUGAUGUCAUCGGCAGGGGGAGGGGCUUAAAACAGCCGGCAGCCAAUCCCAGAGCUAACCAUGUUAAACCACAAAGCCAGGGUUGCACCAAAUGUGAACAUCUGUCACAAGAAAUAGAAAGGUUAAAGGAAGUGCUUCGCAAGCAUAAAAUACCACUGAACGGCUGAAGGUUUCCGUAAUUUUAAAAAAUAGUGAAAGUUUUAUAACUUUUUGUUGCUCUUGAUUAAAUGUGGAUUUAUAAAAUGAAUAAGAAUAAAUGUCUAUGAUUAACUAAAGGACAUGAUGUUUGUUUUUUCAACAGUUUAAGGAUUUACAAAGUCUUAAUUUUUUCUUGUAAGUGAAGUGUGCAUCUGCAACUUUUACUUAUCAAACUGAAUAUUUAUAACAUUGUGCUGAUCUUUAUUUUUGAAAACUCAAAAUAAUCUUCCACGUAUUAUCAACACUAAAGUAUUGACUUCAGAGGAAAGAACAAUACAUACUUGCAGAAUUAGGUCAACU